Molecule: messenger RNA, 1216 nt
Organism: Eubalaena glacialis (North Atlantic right whale)
Lineage: Eukaryota; Metazoa; Chordata; Mammalia; Artiodactyla; Balaenidae
Gene: DUSP15
Product: dual specificity phosphatase 15
Exons: 7
Coding region: 170-877 (235 amino acids)
Biological process (GO): transforming growth factor beta receptor signaling pathway; regulation of cell population proliferation; positive regulation of JNK cascade
Cellular component (GO): cytosol
Molecular function (GO): protein tyrosine/serine/threonine phosphatase activity
Source: RefSeq, a predicted model, not a curated record
GGCCGAGCUGCGGACGCCAGGCCCCCCGAUCCCCGCCAGGCUGCGGACGCCAGGCCCCCCGAUCCCCGCCAGGCUGCAGGCGCCGGGCCCGGGCCGUCAGGGCAGCUGUGACCCUUGCGCUCAGCGGGUGGCGAGCUGGGGGUGCGCCCGGAUCCCCGCCCCCGGGAUCAUGGGGAAUGGCAUGACCAAGGUACUUCCUGGACUCUACCUCGGAAACUUCAUUGAUGCCAAAGACACGGAUCAGCUAGGCCGGAAUAAGAUCACACACAUCAUCUCCAUCCACGAGUCACCCCAGCCUCUGCUGCAGGACAUAACCUACCUUCGCAUCUCAGUGGCCGACGCCCCUGAGGUACCCAUCAAAAAGCACUUCAAAGAAUGUAUCAACUUCAUCCACUGUUGCCGCCUCAAUGGGGGAAACUGCCUUGUGCACUGCUUUGCAGGCAUCUCCCGAAGCACCACCAUCGUGACGGCAUAUGUGAUGACUGUGACAGGACUGAGCUGGCGGGACGUGCUUGAAGCCAUCAAGGCCACGCGGCCCAUCGCCAACCCCAACCCAGGCUUUAGGCAGCAGCUUGAAGAGUUUGGCUGGGGCAGUUCCCGGAAGCUUCGCCGGCAGCUGGAGGAGCGCUUCGGGGAGAGCCCUUUCCGCGACGAGGAGGAGGUGCGCGCGCUGCUGCCGCUGUGCAAGCGCUGCCGGCAGGGUCCUGCGAGCGCGGCCUCUUCCCCCGCGCCCAACUCCUCGGCCUCCGAGGGGACCUUGCAGCGCCUGGUGCCGCGGUCGCCCCGGGAAGCCCACCGGCCGCUGCCGCUGCUGGCGCGCGUCAAGCAGACUUUCUCUUGCCUCCCGCGGUGUUUGUCCCGCAAAGGCAGCAAGUGAGGAUCCUGCCUCGUCGUGGCGCCCCUCGGCCUCUCGACCGGUCCCCUUCGGGGAUUGUCUGCGCCUCCCACGGCCUUCAGGACGGGCCCAGAGCCUGUGGGAGCCCCGCGGCGGCCUGAUCCCCGCCCCUGCCCCUCUUCCCGCCUUGCUUGUCUGUGUCCGCAGUCAGCGUGUCCUCCAUCUGUGUGUGUGGCUCUGUGUCUGGGCCGGCCUGCUGCAGCUACCUGGUGCCUUAGUCCUUGGGCUGGGGGAGGGUGCCCCCGGCCCCCCCUCCCAUUAAAGGCGGUGGGAGUGGGAGUGGGUGGGUGGGGUGGUUGGAUGGGCCUGGAGGAUAUUAAA